This is a messenger RNA of Sinocyclocheilus anshuiensis, 3156 nucleotides long. RefSeq names its product prolyl endopeptidase FAP-like. The transcript is spliced from 28 exons. Gene Ontology annotation, biological process: proteolysis. Gene Ontology annotation, molecular function: serine-type endopeptidase activity; dipeptidyl-peptidase activity. Gene Ontology annotation, cellular component: plasma membrane. Bases 293 to 2689 code for a protein of 798 amino acids. The record is from RefSeq and is a predicted model, not a curated record. NCBI's taxonomy places the organism in Eukaryota, Metazoa, Chordata, Actinopteri, Cypriniformes, Cyprinidae.
AAGAGAAGCACAUGCUAAACGCACUCCGAUGGGAAGUUGCGCGGAAUGCUGGUUCCGAGUAAGUUUUGCCACCCUUCCUUCACUCCAGACUCAAUGAUGCAUCGGAGAAAGUACAUUUUUAACCUGGAAAAUUGCAAUCGGACGGAAUAAAGCGCAGCUGUCUGUCUAACUCUUGCAUUAUCGCGUACAAAGGCGUCUACGGAUCUGUUUAAGGACAACUGGAGGUCAGAAAUAUUCAGCGUCAGCGGAUUCCUAGAGAUUGGAUGCGCGUUUUAGAAGUUCCUGCGCAAUUAUGGGCUGUAAUAAGGUGUGCGUGGCGCUGGUCGGGGCGCUUGUCGUCAUCACGCUCAUCGUUAUUCCCACGGCAAUUUACGUAAACAGAGAUGAGUCUGCAUUGAAGAGAACGUAUUCUUUUAAUGAUUUCUACAAUGAUACCAUCAGGUAUAAAACAUACAGUCUCCACUGGAUAUCAGACAAUGAAUACCUCCACAAAACCAGCGAAGGCCAUAUUUACUUGCACAAUGCUGAAACGAAGGAAAGCUCAGUGUACCUAAGCAACUCAACAUUUGCCCAAGUGGAUGCCACAGAUUACAUAUUGUCAGCAGACAAAAGGUUUGUCGUCUUUGAGAGCAAUUACUCAAAGCUAUGGCGACACUCCUUCACUGCUUCCUACCAUAUGUAUAACAUGGAGUCUCGGGAAUUUCUCUCCAAGGUUCAGAUUCCACCUGUUACACAGUUCUUAGUGUGGGCACCAGUAGGAAAUAAACUGGCUUACGUCUGGGAUUAUAAUAUUUACCUCAAAAAGAAUGCCACUGCCGAGGCCGUACAAGUCACUCAUAAUGGAAAAGUUAACAAAAUUCUCAAUGGGGUUCCAGACUGGGUUUAUGAAGAGGAAGUUUUUGCAUCCAACGAAGCCAUCUGGUGGUCUCCGCAGGGGAAAUAUCUGGCUUAUCUACAAAUCAAUGACACUGGAGUUCACAACAUCGAAUACUCGUUGUAUGGAAAUGACCAGUAUCCCACCACAGUAUUUAUCCCCUACCCAAAAGCAGGCUGUGUUAUUCCCAGAGCAAGGCUGUUUGUGAUUGAUGUGGAAAAUCCGUCCAGACAAUCAGAAGUGGUGGUACCGAAAUCCGUCGGCAUAGGCGAUCACUAUCUGAGAACAGUCACCUGGGUCACAGAUGAACGACUGGCUGUUCAAUGGCUUCCACGCCGACAGGACAGCGUCCUUCUGCAGAUCUAUGACUAUGAUGGCACCAACUGGAAAGAAACCUCGGCAGGCUGUGUUAUUCCCAGAGCAAGGCUGUUUGUGAUUGAUUUGGAAAAUCCGUCCAGACAAUCAGAAGUGGUGGUACCGAAAUCCGUCGGCAUAGGCGAUCACUAUCUGAGAACAGUCACCUGGGUCACAGAUGAACGACUGGCUGUUCAAUGGCUUCCACGCCGACAGGACAGCGUCCUUCUGCAGAUCUAUGACUAUGAUGGCACCAACUGGAAAGAAACCUCGAAAUUUCAGCAAAAGAGCAAAACUGGAUGGGUUGGACGGUACUUUCCUGCAGCUCCUUACUUUGCUGCAAAUAACAUGAGUUUUUACAAAGUUAUGAGCAAUGACAACGGUUAUAAACAUCUCCACUAUGUGGAAGCCGGAAAAGCAACACCCAUCACCUCAGGCAAAUGGGAAGUGAUAUACAUCUCAAAAGUAACCAAAGAUUCCAUACACUACGUGAGUAAUGAACACAUGGGAAGACCUGGACAGAGAAAUCUUUACAAUUACUUCAGCCUGAACGCCUCUUUCUUCCGUAUGGACUGCUACGGACCAGGACUUCCGCUGUUUACACUGAUGGACAACAGAGGGCCUGCUAAAGAGAUUCAGGUCCUUGAGGACAAUAAGAAACUGGAAAAAAUUCUGACUACUGAGCUUCUGAUGCCAACCAUCAAACGUGCCACAAUGAAGAUCGCAGGAUUCAACCUCUGGUAUCAGAUGAUGUUCCCACCGAAUUUUGACUCCUCCAAAAAGUACCCUCUUUUCAUUCAAGUAUAUGGCGGCCCAGCCAGCCAGAAUACAGACUAUGUGUUUCGCCUGGAGUGGGCCACGUACCUGUGCAGCACAGACAAGGUCAUCAUCGCCAGCUUUGACGGCAGGGGAAGCGGUUACCAGGGUGAUGAGAUAAUGCACGCCAUCUACGGCCGGCUGGGAACAUACGAGGUGGAAGAUCAAAUCUCGGCCGUGAGAAAGUUCAUUGAAAUGGGUUUCAUUGACAAAGACAGAAUUGGCAUGUGGGGUUGGUCGUAUGGUGGUUAUGUCACAUCCAUGGUUCUGGGAUCUGGAAGUGGACUGUUCAAAUGUGGAAUUGCCGUGGCUCCUGUUGCUAAGUGGGACUAUUAUGAUGCCGUAUAUACAGAGAGAUACAUGCAUCGCCCUGAGGAAAACACUGAAAGUUAUAAAAAUUCAACAGUGACCGACAGGGCAAAAAAUUUCAAGUCAGUGCAGUACAUGCUGGUGCACGGCACUGCAGACGACAACGUGCACUUCCAGCAAGCUGCCCAAAUUUCCAAAGCCCUGGUGGAAAAUCAAGUUGAUUUUGAAGCAAUGUGGUACACCGAUAAGGAUCAUGGACUGUCUGGUAAAGCGCGUUACCACCUCUACGCACACUUGAACCAUUUCCUGCAGAACUGCUUUGCGGAGAAAAAAUAAAUGGACUUAUUGAUGCAUUAUGAAGACAAAUGUUCCUUUUACAUUGACACAAACACUGUUAAUGACAGAUGCUUUACAUGCUAGUCUGUAUUUAGAACAUGUUAAUGGGAACAAACUCUUAUGUCAGAGCCAAUGACAGUUACAUGUAAGAUUUUAUAUUUUUUUUUAAUAUGUGAAAUUUGUAUUAGCUGUUUUUUUUUUUUUAUCAAAUUGCUGUAAUGAUUACUCUACAAAUGUGACCUGAUAUGAAUGUAGUUUGUAUCACAGACGUCUGGCAUGUUUCAUAAUGUUACAUUUACAAAUUGAUUGUGGAAUACAAUCAAUUUGUGUUCUAUGUAGUUGUGUUUAUGCACUGACUUCAAUGUGUGGUUUAAGCAUGUCUGUAAGAAAACUGAUCAACUCAAACAUUGGAGAUUUGAAUGCCUUGGUCUUUUGACUCAUUCUUCAUAUAUCCUGAAAACAAGAAA